Molecule: messenger RNA, 2582 nt
Organism: Budorcas taxicolor (takin)
Lineage: Eukaryota; Metazoa; Chordata; Mammalia; Artiodactyla; Bovidae
Gene: ACVR1B
Product: activin A receptor type 1B
Exons: 9
Coding region: 4-1521 (505 amino acids)
Biological process (GO): cellular response to growth factor stimulus; nervous system development; protein phosphorylation
Cellular component (GO): activin receptor complex; plasma membrane
Molecular function (GO): activin binding; ATP binding; activin receptor activity, type I
Source: RefSeq, a predicted model, not a curated record
ACUAUGGCGGAGUUGGCCGGAGCCUCCUCCUUCUUCCCCCUUGUUGUCCUCCUGCUUGCCGGCAGCGGCGGGUCCGGGCCCCGGGGGAUCCAGGCUCUGCUGUGUGCGUGUACCAGCUGCCUCCAAGCCAACUACACGUGUGAGACGGAUGGGGCCUGCAUGGUCUCCAUUUUCAACCUGGACGGGAUGGAGCACCACGUGCGGACCUGCAUUCCCAAAGUGGAGCUGGUCCCCGCUGGGAAGCCCUUCUACUGCCUGAGCUCCGAGGACUUGCGCAACACACACUGCUGCUACACUGACUUCUGCAACAGGAUCGACCUGAGGGUGCCCAGCGGUCAUCUCAAGGAGCCUGAACACCCCUCCAUGUGGGGCCCCGUGGAGCUGGUGGGCAUCAUUGCCGGCCCAGUGUUCCUCCUGUUUCUCAUCAUCAUCAUCGUUUUCCUUGUCAUUAACUAUCAUCAGCGCGUCUAUCACAACCGCCAGAGGCUGGACAUGGAGGACCCCUCGUGUGAGAUGUGUCUCUCCAAGGACAAGACGCUCCAGGACCUGGUCUACGACCUCUCCACGUCAGGGUCUGGCUCAGGGCUACCCCUCUUCGUCCAGCGCACAGUGGCCCGGACCAUCGUCUUACAGGAGAUUAUUGGCAAGGGCCGGUUUGGAGAAGUGUGGCGCGGCCGCUGGCGGGGCGGUGAUGUGGCUGUGAAAAUAUUCUCUUCUCGGGAGGAACGGUCUUGGUUCCGGGAAGCAGAGAUAUACCAGACAGUCAUGCUUCGCCAUGAAAACAUCCUUGGGUUCAUCGCCGCUGACAAUAAAGAUAACGGCACCUGGACACAGCUGUGGCUCGUGUCGGACUAUCACGAGCACGGCUCCCUGUUUGACUAUCUGAACCGGUACACGGUGACCAUCGAGGGGAUGAUCAAGCUGGCCUUGUCGGCCGCCAGCGGGCUGGCACACCUGCAUAUGGAGAUCGUGGGCACCCAAGGGAAACCUGGAAUUGCUCAUCGAGACUUAAAGUCAAAGAACAUCCUGGUGAAGAAAAAUGGCAUGUGUGCCAUCGCAGACCUGGGUCUGGCUGUCCGUCACGAUGCAGUCACGGACACCAUUGACAUUGCCCCUAACCAGAGGGUGGGAACUAAACGAUACAUGGCCCCUGAAGUACUUGAUGAAACCAUCAACAUGAAGCACUUUGACUCCUUUAAAUGUGCUGACAUCUAUGCCCUCGGUCUUGUGUACUGGGAGAUUGCUCGAAGAUGCAACUCUGGAGGAGUCCAUGAAGAAUAUCAGCUGCCAUAUUAUGACCUAGUGCCCUCUGACCCUUCCAUUGAGGAGAUGCGGAAGGUUGUAUGUGACCAGAAGCUCCGUCCCAACAUCCCCAACUGGUGGCAGAGUUACGAGGCGCUACGGGUGAUGGGGAAGAUGAUGCGGGAGUGCUGGUACGCCAACGGCGCAGCCCGCCUGACUGCGCUGCGCAUCAAGAAGACCCUCUCCCAGCUCAGUGUGCAGGAGGAUGUGAAGAUCUAGCUGCCCCUCCCACAGCCGCCAGGCCACGGGACCUACAGCCGAGCGGCCGUGUCGAGCAUCAGAUGGAGGCCUACCUCUCGUUUCUGCCCAGCCCUCUGUGGCCAGGAGUUUGGCCCACAGAGGGACAGAGCCCGGGAGACUCGCUCACUCCCACGAUGGGUUUGAGACACAGACACCUUUGAUAUUUACCUCCUAGUGGCAUGGAGCCUCUGAGAGCGAAUGGCAUGGAGAACUCAAUGCCGCGACCCGGACCGGCUGUCGUGGGAUGUCCCACAAAGCCCGGUGCCCCCGGCGAGGAGCCUGGUGUGGCGACAAGCGGCCCAGGAGGAGCUGAGCGUGGCCCCGUGCUGAGCAGCACUGAGGGCUUUACCCCGGGACCAACCCAGUGCAGCGAGUGGCCCCGGGAACCAGAAGGAUGGCCCCUCCUGGCAGCUCCAGGUGGAGGGACUGCUGGUGCCUGUCUGUCCAGCCGUGUGUGCAUGUGCCGAGGUGCGUCCCUGUUGUGCCUGGUCUGUGCCACGCCCUUACACGUGUGUGUGUGUACGUGUGUGUCUGUGGGUGCGCACUUGCCUGCUUGAGCUUCUCGUGCAUGUGCAGGUCGGGGCUGUGGUCGUCAUGCCGUCUCUGCGUGCCGGCACCUCUGUUCAGUAGUGAGCCGCGUCUAGUUUCCCUGGCGCCCCUCCCGGGGGGCUUCCUCCCCACCCCUCCUUCCAGAGCCCCCACUCCACAGUGGUACCCCCUCCCCAGCAGGCUGUGCCGCCUGCCCGUGUGUCGCCUGCCCUCCUUCUCCACUUCAGACUGUGGAACCAAAGCUGGCCCAGUUGUCCGUGCCAGGCGAGGCUUUUGGGUCCAAAUGUGAGGGAAGAGGGUGGGAUGGGCAGGGCAGGAAUUUCGGCGGAAACCUGGGGUAUUGUGGUCAGCAGCCACCGUGGGAAAUGAGCCAGCCUAAGGGCAUCAUCCUCGGUGGCGGCAAGGAGGGGCCGAGGAAUUUGCAGCCCAGACCUGGGGAGACUCAGACUGGAAUGUCACAUCUGUCUUUCAUAUCCCAGAUUCUGGAGACA